Messenger RNA from Schistosoma haematobium, 6007 nucleotides. RefSeq lists its product as uncharacterized. The transcript is spliced from 6 exons. Gene Ontology annotation, cellular component: plasma membrane. Lineage: Eukaryota; Metazoa; Platyhelminthes; Trematoda; Strigeidida; Schistosomatidae. The record is from RefSeq and is a predicted model, not a curated record. The coding region runs from base 4315 to 5187 and encodes 290 amino acids.
GUUUUACUCGCCAUUUUGAUGGCGUCAUGUAGUUGCAAUCAAUGCUCAUCUAUACUUUUCGGUGGAAUGGUAGCUAGCCUAGAAGCUAGCUCGGUUCGAUACUUACUUGCAACAGAAGUUGCAACCAACUUGCUGACAUCAAUCCUUUGGUGGCGGUCACUUCGUUGUCCACUGAAAAGUAUGGUGAGAUCGGAGCAGACCAGGGCAUGGUCAGAGUCCAGAUAGGUACUCCAAAAGGAGCGGCAGUCUUGUACACAACCACGCCUGAGGUAGCUGAUGGCGAUGUGAUCAAUCUGAGUCCAGGCUUGAGAUGCAGAGGGAGGACGCCAGGUGGCACAUCGGCGAUGACUGUGCCGAAAGUUAGUGCUAGUCAGAAACAGGUUGUGGUCUGUGCACAGUUGCAGUAGACGGUCCCCGUUAUCUGUCCUGCGACCAACAAGUUCCCAUCGGCCACCUAAACGACUCUCUUCUGUGCCUAGACGCCCGACCUGAGCAUUCAAGUCUCCGGCUAGUAUUACUGGAGAAGAACGAUUAACUGGUGGUAAGAUUCAUCCUUGAUUGCAUGCGGGCUGCAAUCUGUCGGGGCAUAGGCGGAGAUGACGAAAAGACAUCGUUUCUCACGCCGAUUUCUUCUCACUUUGAUGGAACUCUCUAAUCUAACAGCACAUAACCGACUGUUAAUGGGGGAUCCAAUCGAUUAGUGCUGUCUCAGCUCUAGCGCUUAGUGCGACAUCAGUGCCAGCAAGACCAGAAGAAAAUGCCACAGGGUCUCAGGCUAAGCGCACGUAAAACAAGCUUUUUGAAGCGAGAGAUGGAGAGUGAAUUUGCAGUACUUCACUAGAGUUUUGAAUACGGGUCUCGGAUAGACAACAAACGUCGAUAUUGAGACUUUCUAAAGACAGAGCCAGCCCUAUCUGUUGUCUGACCUGCAUAAUUGUGCAAACUUUGAAGGCAGCCAGUUUGAAUGGUGCACGUAGUUUCGGAAAAACUGCUUCAGUAUUCGUAUUUGGUGGUAGCAUUCAAUUUUCAACCGGUCAGUGACUCGAGAACGUCUAGAUAAAACCGAGUUUCCACCAUAGGCGAGCUGCUGUAUAGGUCGAAAAAUAAGGAUACAUAAAGUGGGAAUAAAAGAGAGUGAAUAAAUGACGUAGUAAAUAAUAAUAAUAAUAACAACAACAAUAAUAAUAAUGUGAAUCGUCUGACUGUUAAUCGAAGCAAGAAUAGUAUUUUCCGUAAGUAUCGUCAUUUCAUUCUGUUUGUGUGUGGGCUGUGAUACUGCCCGGGUGCCCAAACCGAAGCAAGUGGUUUUCUUAGAGGGCAACACUCCUAGCCUUUGACCUAAAGGUCUGCCCCACAAGGCAGUGGAGCAUCGUGAGGAGAUGCAGUCCCAUGUUAGCCGGUGACCAACAAUUGGUUCAUACGCCAUUUGUUCCCCAGGAUCCUGGAGCCCAUGUACACCAUUGGGAAUAGAAAGUUGAUAAAUAGACAGUACACAAUAAUACGGUGCAACGUCGUGCCAAGUGUUUAGGAGACCGAAGUUGAAAUGGCUUGCAUUCGGUAAAAUUCGUUCACUAUUCUCCCCUGAAUGUUGAGUUCUAAUGUUACUUAGUACUCCGUAAUAUACUUUGUAAUAUCCUAUUUCACUUAUUCUCUUCGAACCAUACUCUCUAAAUUUGGUCUUACUAUCAUCGCUGCUCCUGUUAUUUCGACUCACGGUGUCUUAUGAUAAUUUGAACCAAUAGAUAUUUUUGCCAGGCCUCAUGGUCAUAAUAACUAAAUGAUUGACUGUUUAACUCGUGAAGCUUUUGAAAAAGACACUGCCUUCAAAUGAAUAUUUUUGAUAAAGGUGCAUAAAAAUAACGAGUUGCAUAUAUUUGACAAACAUAUGUGUUAUAUCUUCCAUAACUCAUAGUCACGUUAUCUUAAUAAAACAUUUUGCAUAGAGAUGAUUUACUUAUUUAACAACCCAGUGGUUUCAUUUGGCAUCUGUUGUGAAUUUGUGAUCCGGUUCUGUCAGUUAGUUAUUCUUCCUAACAAUCAGUGAAGUAAUCAUUCUAUUAGCAUUCAUUCCAGUAUUUCAUCAAUUGAUCGUCUCAUCAAAUCGUUUAUGUUGGUUAAUAGUACUGUCUCUACAUGUGAACUGCGAAAAACAAUGGGGGUGUUAAUUGUCUGAAUCGCUAAAGUCAACUAUGUCAAUAUAGUGCACUAAUUCCAGCUGGUACGUUGCUAAGAGAUACAAAGCGUAAUCUUGAGCCACAUACUGGAUUUUGUGCAGUUUAAAGAUUUUUUCUGUUUUGUGGGUUUCCUAUAUAUUUUAUUGCAUAUAGUCUACAGUAGGUCAUUGGUAAUUAAGGUUGAACAAUACAGUAUAAUGAAUUGUUGAUAUGUCUGUAAAUAUUACUGAAACUGAUAUGUAUUUCUUUCGAAAAAAACUAAAUUAUUGACUGGUUGGUUGUAAUUUAAUAUUCACCUUAUUUUUUGUGUUAUUUUUUUCGAGAGGCUUAAAUUUGCGGAAACCAUAACAAAUAAGGACAAGGAAUUAAUGAAUAAAAUACUGUGAGUUUGUUUUGUUUUAUAUUUUCUAGUAAAUCGAUGAAUCUACAGACACAUAAAAAACUAACAUUUUUAAAAAUCUCAGUGGUUAACUUCACUUCACUCUCAAUUCUGCUCCAAUCAUCAAGGAAAUAGUCAGAAAUCAAAAUUACCACAUAGAAUAUAAGGUAAUAAAACAGCUAUUUACUAUACAGUUAUCCAGUCGUGUUGAGAUAUUGUUUCUGUGUGAAUGGGAGUAAUUUUAUGGGGAAAUGUAUCUAAAUUGUGUCAUGCAAAAUGUAUGUACUUGCAGUUCCUAUUUGACAGCUGGUGACUAUAUUUGGCUUUACGCCUACAUUUACGAUCAAAUUUGUCAUUCUGGUCUGUAGCCAAAGAUCAAACUUUUUGAAGCAUGUAUGGAUUAAGAAAGACAUUAGUUUCUUAAGUUAAAUACCUAAGAUUCUAGUGGAUAUUAUUUACUUUUUAAAUGUCGCCCACACAUGUUGCCCUCAAAUAUUGUAAAACUGUUCACUCAAACUGGACAGAAUUUCUUACAGACAUAAAAGAAAUGUUUCGUAACAAAAUAAUGCUGUAAAAAACAUUCUGGCACUAAUGUGACGAUUCAGAUAUUUUGUUUUGUCUAAAUAACUUUAAUGUACAAGGGCAUUAAUUAAAGUUGAAAGCAAACUUGUGACGAUGUUCUAAAUGAUGACCACUGGAUUGCCGUUCAUGCACUUUAUUGGUCAAGCUGUGACUGAGAUGUUAAAUACCGAACGGGUCUCAGUGCUACUUUAUAAUAUCAUCAUUUUCCUCUCCCAUAACCAAAUAAUCUAUUUACCACUCUCAACAAUGGAUGUCAUUUCUCAAAACCCGACAUCACAAAUACAUAUUUCUAAGUAGUAGUCGAAUAAAGCUUUGUGGAAGAGUUAUUGUUAAUGUUUAGUGUUUUUUUUCUCAGGACAGAAACUAAUUAAUUUGUACACAUCUGGCAUAUCAGAUGAUAAAUCUCAAUAGUUAUAAUCAUUCAUUGAAUAUUUGACAUAAUUUUUAAUUUUCUGUCGUUGUAACACAGUGUUUUCUAAUAAAUAAAUCAUGUUAGUGAAUUUCCAAAGUUUCUUUUUAACCGUUGUUUUUAUUUCAGAUUUAUAUCUAACGUAUUUCACGAAAUAAUCCGACGAGCUCCCAAGUCAGCUGAUAGUCAGGUCGUGUAUGAUCAAGUUCGUCAAGGAUUCAAGUCAUUAAAUGUUGAUCUAACCAGUGAUAGGAGUUUUAUUACUUAUUGGGAUAAGGUUAGUCGUUUUGACUUAUUAUCUUCAUUGUAUGCUGAGCAUAUACUGAAACAAAGUUCUCCAUCAUUAUUGGUUAUCUUAAAAAAAUAUCUUUCCAUUAAACUGCUGAGUAAUCGGGAAAAAUGUGAAUGCCUUGUAGGCGAACAAUUGGUGAAUUUAUUUGAAGGAACUCAGUCGUAUUCUGAAUUAAUGGAAUCUCCACUAAGCAAACAACCACUUGAUUCUUCAUCUCAGGUGUUGUAUCAGACAGAAGGCAUUUUAGUGAACGAGAACACAAGCGGGGAUAAUCAAAUGUAUUUGAACAUAAAAUUACAGAAUAGCUUAGUAAAGUCUGAGCACUAUACAGUAAAUAUAAAUAAAAUAAUAUAUUUGUAAUAUCCCACUCAAUCCCUGCUUUCUUAGCGAUUCAAAUUAUGUUUCGAUUAAUUCCAAUAUUCAAACACUAUCUACAUCUCAUUGUUCAUCAUUACCGUUGUCAAAAUCAAAUAAUUCUAUGCAUUUGAACAAGAUUCAACCUUCUAAAAUUGUAACAUUUGAUAUUUAUAUUGCUGGAAUAUUGAAUGAGAAUAAAUUCAGUCAAUGUUUAUUAGAUAAUAUUAUUUUACCUAAAUUAAUUCAUUCGAAUUUAUCAUAUUAUCAAGCUGUACAAAAUAAUUUCCAUGAAUCAUUUGAAAGGAAUAAGAAUUUGUCAACAUUUUGUGAAGAUUUAGAAAUUGAACAGUUAGAAAUUCGUAAAAAUUGUCGGCUUUUAUUGUAUAUAAUUGAUAAUAGUUCUUUUCAUUUAAUUACUCUAAUGGAGGCAGCCUAUUCUAUAGGAUGUCAUUUACCUGUAGUUCUUUUCAUACAAAUGUUUAAUUCUUCUAAUGAAACACACGUUAAUAGUUGUAAUAUUUCUCAUGAGAAAUAUGAACCUAAUUCAAUUCAACAAUUAAUAUACGAUGACUGUAAAGUACAACAAUUUUCUAUUAAUAAUUUUGUUAAUAUUAACAUGAAAAAGAAUACUCAUAGCAGUGAUGUUUCCAGUGAUUUCAUUGGAAUAAAUCCUUCUCUUUCCAAUGAACAAUUAUCAAUGAAAUCUAAUUCUUUGGAUUGUGGCAUUGUAAUUGAUUCACAUCAUUCUGUUCAACAUUCUACCAAUAAUUUUAAUUGUUUAAGGGAUAACAAUAAAUCUAUCAAUUCACAACUACAUGAUAAUAAUAAAAAUAAUAAUAUUCCUAUGAAAUCACUUUCACAACAAGCCAUUAAGGAUUAUAAUCGUGUACGUAUGUAUUUAAUUGAUUUAGCUCAAGAAUUAAAUAUCCCUGUUGCAUACGAUAUUGAAACAGCUCUUGAUUUGUGCAUCUUUAAACUAAAAACACAAGUUUAAAUUCCUAUGUAGGCAGGAAAAAAAACAACAAACAGUUAUACAUAUUGACCAUUCCAUGUCUCGCCUACGGUGAAUAUCUUUUUGAUUGUUAUUUCUACCUCUACAAAUGUUAUUACUUCUGUUAUUUUGAUCAUUCGACCAGUUAUUUUUCUUUAAGCAUUGUCUUAAAUCUUGUUGUAUUCUGCUUUGUUCUGUACAUGUUAUCUAAGUUAGCAAAAAAGAGAGUAAAAUAGAAUUGGAGUACUUUACCAAGUAAUUAGCAAAAUGUUUAAGCCUGUUAAUGCUUGAAUUAAAUUUACCUGACUGAAUUUAUUUAUAAUUUUCUUGAAAUGUGACUAUGAUGGUUUCGUUUUCUAUUCAUAGAAACUAAACUAUGUGAUUUUGUUUUACACUCUUAACAUCACAAUUCUAUUCUUUUUUUCACUUAUGUACAUAUCCAUGUAAUUACAAUAAUCACUUUACAUUACUUUAUAUAAUUUUAAUUUCUUUUAAAUGUUUGUGUUUUUGUGUUAUUGUUUACAUGCUAUACACUAGUUGUAUUUAAUUUGUGUGUUUUUCUAAGUUGCUGCUCAUAUUUAUUUAUGAUUUUAACGAGUAAUUAUUAUUUGUUGUUUACUGUUCAUUUAAUUUAUUUCAUCAUAGUAACGGGGUAAAUUGAUUCUAGAAAAAAAGUGAUUAUAAUUAACAGGGUCUAAAUAUUGAUAUUCUUAAACGUUUACUUCUAUUCAAAUUAAGUUUACCUGGGAGUUUUGUGUUAUGUAUUCGUCAAUUUAUUAUGAAUGAAACUUGAAUAUAGUAAUAAUAGUUACGUUGAGAAAAC